Molecule: messenger RNA, 1685 nt
Organism: Hyposmocoma kahamanoa
Lineage: Eukaryota; Metazoa; Arthropoda; Insecta; Lepidoptera; Cosmopterigidae
Gene: Acat1
Product: acetyl-CoA acetyltransferase, mitochondrial
Exons: 3
Coding region: 91-1350 (419 amino acids)
Biological process (GO): fatty acid beta-oxidation
Molecular function (GO): acetyl-CoA C-acetyltransferase activity
Source: RefSeq, a predicted model, not a curated record
GAUAAGAUAGACUUAUUUGUCCAUUUAUCGUCUCCGUUUGCGCUUGUAGUGUAUAUUUCAUGUGUUGUGUUGCUUUCUAAAUUUUAAAUCAUGAUUUUCUUGAAAGGAACUAGGAUAAUUAGCAUGAAAAUGCACCCAACGCAGUUUCUGAAAGCGAUGGCGUACUCGUCGAAGGUUUCCCUCAACGAGGUGGUGAUCGCGUCGGCAGUGAGGACACCCAUCGGAUCCUUCAGGAACAGCCUAGCGAGCCUUUCAGCCACUGAACUGGGCGCUGUUGCCGUUAAAGGAGCCAUCGAAAGAGCCGGCAUUCCUAUGGAAGAAAUUAAAGAGGUAUACAUUGGCAAUGUGUGUGGUGCCAACCUUGGGCAAGCUCCUGCCCGCCAAGCUGUUAUAUUUGCUGGUCUUCCAAAAAGCACUAUUUGCACAACAGUGAACAAAGUUUGCUCAUCAGGCAUGAAAUCUGUCAUGUUAGCAGCCCAAGGCCUCCAAACUGGAGCCCAGGAUAUCAUCUUAGCUGGAGGAAUGGAAUCUAUGUCAAAUGUACCAUUCUAUUUGAAGAGAGGUGAGACCACAUAUGGUGGCAUGCAACUUGUUGAUGGCAUAGUUUUUGAUGGCCUCACUGAUGUUUACAAUAAGUUCCACAUGGGAAAUUGUGCUGAGAACACAGCUAAAAAACUAGAAAUAUCAAGAUUGCAACAAGAUGAAUAUGCUAUUUCUAGCUACAAGAGAAGUGAAGCAGCAUACCAAGCUAAAGUUUUUGCUGAUGAAAUUGUACCAGUCCCAGUGCCACAAAAAAGAGGUGCACCAGUGUUAUUUACUGAGGAUGAAGAAUACAAAAAAGUGAACUUUGAAAAAUUCAAUAAACUUGCAACAGUAUUCCAAAAGGAAAAUGGUACAGUCACUGCUGGAAAUGCCUCAACGUUGAAUGAUGGUGCUGCAGCUUUAAUACUAAUGACAGCUGAUGCAGCAGAGAGACUAAAAAUCAAACCUCUAGCUAGGAUAGUAGGGUUUGCAGAUGGAGAAUGUGACCCCAUUGACUUCCCUAUUGCUCCUGCAGUUGCUAUCCCAAAACUACUCAAACAAACUGGGGUAAAGAAAGAGGAUGUAGCUCUCUGGGAAAUCAAUGAAGCAUUCAGUGUUGUAGCAGUUGCAAAUCAGAAAAUCCUUGGAUUAGACCCUGCGAAAUUAAAUGUACAUGGAGGAGCUGUGAGUUUGGGACACCCUAUUGGCAUGUCGGGAGCCAGACUUGUAGUACAUUUGUGCCAUGCACUGAAGAAGGGUGAAAAAGGAGUAGCAGCUAUUUGUAAUGGUGGUGGUGGAGCUUCAUCUAUUAUGCUUGAAAAAUUGUAAGUAGGUUUUUCUCGGCAAAUUUAUUAUUUGAGUUUUCCUUCUACUUUAAAAUAAAUUCUACCAGGGCAUAAUAUAAUAGCUCAUGAAAGAUUUUUUAAUCGUAUUUACCACUUUAUAAUGUAACUCAUUUAAUAAUCUUACUUUGUAAAAUAGAAGGAAGAUAAAUGUGUUCAUAACAGUAGCACUCUUGUAUGAUGUAGUCUUACCUGUGGUGCCUUUUUACUUAUUUGCUGUAUAACAGUGAACAUUUUAUAAGAUUCCAUAGCUUUAAGCUCAAUUGUUGUAAUAAUAUAUAAAAGAUUUAUAUAAGACAGAUUAUGUAAAUAAUAAAUCCU